Messenger RNA from Aplysia californica (California sea hare), 2465 nucleotides. Its product is annotated as triosephosphate isomerase. The coding region runs from base 161 to 910 and encodes 249 amino acids. The record is from RefSeq and is a predicted model, not a curated record. Lineage: Eukaryota; Metazoa; Mollusca; Gastropoda; Aplysiida; Aplysiidae. Gene Ontology annotation, molecular function: triose-phosphate isomerase activity. The transcript is spliced from 6 exons. Gene Ontology annotation, cellular component: cytosol. Gene Ontology annotation, biological process: glycerol catabolic process; gluconeogenesis; glycolytic process.
CAUCCUUGACCCUGCCCUGAAAUUCAAGGACGUAACCUACCGGUAGCUCCGCUUCACAGAUCAGAUCACCACUGACAGACUGAAGGCCUACCCCAGGAAGAACAAACUCCGUUAUUACGUUAAACCCGGUUGAUCCUAUAACCAGAAACAGCUCAUCAUCAUGCCUGGCGACCGCAAAUUCUUUGUUGGGGGUAACUGGAAAAUGAAUGGCGAUAAAAAGUCCAUUGAUGAUAUUGUUGCCUUCAUGAAGACUGGCCCUCUGAACAGCAACACUGAUAUCGUGGUGGCCCCACCAUAUUGCUACAUCCAAUACAGCCGAGAUGGUCUGCCUGCAAAUGUGGAAGUAGCUGCUCAGAAUUGCUACACAGAAAAAUCUGGUGCUUUUACAGGAGAAAUCAGCCCCUUGAUGGUGAAAGACUUGGGUGCAACAUGGGUCAUCACAGGUCACUCUGAGAGGAGGCACAUCAUGGGAGAGUCGGACGAGUUGGUGGCCCAGAAGACGCGGUUUGCCCUGGACAGCGGUCUGGGCGUGGUCCCGUGUGUCGGCGAGAAGCUGGAGGAGAGAGAGGCCAACCAGACCAUGGACGUCAUCAACAGGCAAAUGAAGGCCAUCGCUGACAAGAUCGAAGACUGGAGCAAGGUGGUCAUCGCCUACGAGCCUGUGUGGGCCAUCGGCACCGGCAAGACAGCCUCGCCCGAGCAGGCGCAGGAAGUGCACGAGAAGAUCCGCGCCUGGCUGGCGAACACCGUGUCUGCGGAUGUCGCCAAGAAGACUCGCAUCAUCUACGGAGGAUCUGUGAAGGGUUCCAACUGCAAAGAACUGGCCAAGAAAGAAGACAUUGACGGAUUUCUGGUGGGCGGAGCUUCACUCAAGCCAGAAUUUGUGGAAAUUGUCAACGCUGCAUCUUAAACGCACCGUCCGUCCCUAAUGCAAAAAAUUUUUAAAAAACGAAAAUAGCCCUUUUGUUAAUAUAAUGCUUCAUCUAAACUGGAUUUUGGGAAUUGGUUCAUCAUCUCUGUCAUGAACUCGCGUGUCAGAAGUUUUGAGCGUGUUCUAGGCUGUGACUGCAUUGCCUUUGCUUGUUGUCAGAUGUGUGUUCCUGCACAGUGGCAUAUUAUAUCACUCUUUAUACAUGCCCUGUUUUGGGUAUUAGAUACACUGGAUUUUGACAGGGUAGGCUUUUCAGAUCUGACCAUAUAAGCUUUGGAAGAAAUGUAGUCGCAGCCUGUUGCCUCUAAGCUUGAUGACACAUAAGUUCAAGAGAUGGAUGAUGGGUUCGUCAGCAAAGUCAAGGUCGAGACUGUUGGGAUGUAUGUCUGUGCAAGCGCAGCUCUCUCCCUCGAGAGGCUUGUGGUGUCGCAUUCUGUCCUGUCCACUGUCUCGAUUCUUUGACUUCACGCUGUAGAGAGCCUGCGGGUAUUGGGGAAGCUACGGACAAGUUCUGUACUGUCUAGUUGGUGGGUCUGUGAAGCUGGAAAUGACCGGGUCCUUGAACAGAGAGAUCUCCCUUCCUUGUUUUCUGGAGAGCUGACCGGUCUAAUACGGAGAGCUACGACCGUUGUUUUAGUCUCAAACUUCAUCAACGCUGUUCUGGGACUCUGGUGUUUCCAGUAUGCUGUCGGGUUUUAUUCUCUUUCUAUUCCUCUACCUUCUGUUUCGUUGAAAGUUGUCGAUGAAAGAGCUUUGACCUUGGGUCAGUUUUGUCAUCUCAAUUACAACUGAGCAGUUUGUAUCCAUGUCUGUGACAUUUUAAUGGAAAACGUAUGGCCCCCCCCCCCCCCUGAGAUUAAAAACCACAUCUCAGUUUCUGUUUAUAUAUAUAUUGGGACUGAUACUUUAGUAAGAGUAUAAACUUACAUUACAAGAAAGGAUAGGAAUAUCAGUUCCGUAGCUUUAUGUUGAGAUUGAAAUACAGCGUACUUUUACUGCUACUUACUACCCCUCUCCCCUGGUUCUUAGCUUUAUUUCUGUCUUUGUAAGUUAUUGAUUAAUUUCUUCUUCCUUCUUCCUCACCACACUCCCCUUGCCCCAGUUGAUUUAAUUUGUUGUCUGUAUACGAAUCAUUUGUGUCUCUGGGAAUGAUAUGACUGUUCUGACAGCCUUUAUUCUUGCAAGGAUUUGCAGUGUUUCUGUGGCUAGUACAUGUACUAGUUUUGUCUCUGUUUGUCUAAUUUAUGAUGUCCGACAGAGAUAGAUCUGGUUUAGUCGUCUGGCUGCACCAGAUUGAGUUUUGGUGACAUCUAGUAGGUCAUUUUUCUCCCAGCAUCUGCGGGACAGUGGUGUGUACAAAUCACUUGUCGGUGAAACACCAACAGUAUUGUCUACUUGCUUUGUGUCAGUAGGCCCCUAGUACUUGUGCUUUUUCUACCGUCACCUACAUGUUGUUUAAUACUUUUGGUAGACUAAUGCAAGAUGAAAACUCUGUCAAAUGGUGAGAUUAAAAUCAUUGGAUAAUAACUGAAAA